UCUCCGCGACGCGUGGCGCCGCGCCAAGCCCGGAUGGCGGCGCCUGAUCUGGAGAGCCUGGCUCUUGUACAGGGGUUAAGCUGCAGUGGGACUCAAUACCUAUGGAAUAACAGGUGCUGCAGCCGAUGCCCACCAGGCCAGAAGGUGGAAGAGGACUGUUCAGGGGAGUCAAAUACCACAUGCAGUCCGUGCGAGGAGCACCACUUCCAGGGCGGCUGGACCAAGGAGCGAUACUGCACCCCGCACCGCUCUUGCAACCAGCAAGCCGGCCUGACUGUCCAUUGGAAUGGGAACAAGGAGCAAGAUGUCAUCUGCCAGUGCCAGGAGGGCACCCACUGCUCCAACCGCGAGUGCCAGACCUGCCGGCCCCACAGGCUGUGCGGUCCAGGGGAGGGUGUCCAUCGGGCAGGCAGUCACGAGAAUGACACUGUCUGCAUCCAGUGCCCUUGGGGCUUUUUCUCCAACGUCUCGUCCUCCACAGCUCGGUGCCAGCCCUGGAGCAGCUGCAAGGGAAACGGGAUCAUCUCGAAGGCAAAUGGCACGCGGGCAACGGACGUCACUUGUGGCUCCCUGCCCCACCAGAAGCCCAGGCAGACUCACCUGCUGGCGCUGCUCCCUCUUGCUGCCUUACUGCUGGGGGCGCUCCUUUUCUUGUGGCAUCAGCACGGCAAGUGUGCUCGGAAGCGACUUCAGGGACAUCAGAAUCCGCCCCAGGACCCCCCCGAGCCCACUGAGAACGAAGAGGAUUGCCCUACUUUUCCCACUCAGGAGACCCCGCUGGGGGAGCAGAUGGGCAUCCAGGAGAAGGGCAAGGACUGCCAUCUAGCUCAACAGGAGCAGACUGCACCUUUGGGAGACUCUAGGAAACAAAACGAACACGUUGGCAAGAAGAGAGGAGGAAAACAGAAGAUUCACUGAUCCGUACAAAAGAUGGUGGACUUUUCUGGUGGCCUCAGCUGCUCCGACACGUGUGUGUACGCAUUCUCUCAAGCAUUCUGCAGAUAUCACAGCCCUUUAAUCAUCAGCCCCGUGCCCGGCCUCCCUACGGUUUGUUCCUUCUCCUAAUGGGGGCGAUCCACUUAGGAAGAAAGACUCCAACAAAGAAUAGCCACAUCUCCAUAUCUGAUUCUUGCCUCUCAUGUUGCUUCGCUCCUACCAAUGUGUCGUGUGCGUCUUCGGCACUGGGUCACCUCUGCGCAGCUUUCUAUAUGGCUGCCUCCACCUGUUUUGUCCUGGGCCAGGAAGGAGAGGUGGAUCUACCUGCAAACAAGUGUUCCGAGUGCCUCCAUUGCUCCUCAGUUGUGGGGAAAGAGCGUAGAAGGAUGAAGCAGUCGCCAGCCUCCGAGCAGAUGAUGUCUGAACUGUUGCUCCCAAGGGACAACCUCUUUACGCACUGAUCAGCCUUAGCUGACCUCACGAGUGCCGUGUUAUUAAAUGUUUGGUUGUAAAUAACAGCUUCUUUCAUUAUUACAA
Molecule: messenger RNA, 1473 nt
Organism: Python bivittatus (Burmese python)
Lineage: Eukaryota; Metazoa; Chordata; Lepidosauria; Squamata; Pythonidae
Source: RefSeq, a predicted model, not a curated record